UUGCCGAUGUGAGAAUCGCCCAGCAGCAUCUCAGCCGAGCAGCAGCGCAAAAAUGCACUGAAAUACGCAUCUUAGGACAUUUCCACCCUCUUUCGUUUUGCAAUGAGGGCGUGUGAUGGGAAUAACGGGGAUGUUCGCACCGGAUUACGUCCCUUUAUUUUGAGAGAAAUGCGGAUUGUUUUGCGCUCGAGGUGUUAACGCAGAAAAAAAGAAAUAUACAAAAAUGAAGAAGCAAUUCAAUCGGAUGCGACAGCUCGCCAACCAGACUGUUGGCAGGGCAGAAAAAACAGAGGUACUAAGUGAAGACCUGCUGCAGGUGGAGAAGCGUUUAGACCUGGUAAAGCAGGUCUCUCAUAGCACACAUAAGAAGCUGACCGCCUGUCUGCAGGGACAGCAAGGCACCGAUUUAGACAAGAGAUCAGUCAAAUCUCCCUCGAAAAAGUUGCCCCUGACAAUACUUGCUCAAUGUAUGGUGGAGGGAGCGGCUGUGUUAGGAGACGACUCUCUUCUUGGUAAGAUGCUGAAGCUCUGUGGUGAUACAGAGGAGAAGUUGGCCCAGGAGCUGCUCGUCUUUGAGUUUCAGAUAGAAAGAGAUGUUGUGGAGCCUCUGUAUGUGCUGGCUGAGGUGGAAAUUCCAAACAUUCAGAAACAGCGAAAACAUUUAGCCAAACUCGUCCUGGACAUGGAUUCUGCAAGGACACGGUGGCAACAGUCAUCCAAGUCUUCAAGUCACCCUAGUAAUGUGCAGCAGGGCGGAGCCAAGGCGGAUUCCCUGAGAGAGGAAAUGGAGGAGACGGCCAAUCGGAUGGAGAUUUGCAGGGACCAGUUAUCAGCAGACAUGUACAACUUUGUGGCCAAAGAAAUAGACUAUGCAAACUACUUUCAAACGCUCAUAGAGGUUCAGGCGGAGUAUCACAGGAAGUCUUUGGAGAUUCUGCAGAGUGUGCUGCCUCAGAUCAAAGCUCACCAGGAGGCCUGGAUAGAGAAGCCAUCGUACGGAAAGGCCUUAGAGGAACAUCUAGCCAUCAGUGGCAGGGAGAUUGCGUUUCCUAUCGAGGCGUGCGUCACCAUGCUGCUCGAAUGUGGCAUGCAGGAAGAGGGUUUAUUUCGGGUGGCUCCCUCGGCCUCCAAGCUGAAGAAGCUUAAGGCGUCACUGGACUGCGGGGUUCUGGAUGUGCAGGAGUACUCAGCCGACCCACAUGCCAUCGCAGGAGCGUUGAAGUCUUAUCUUCGUGAACUUCCUGAACCCUUAAUGACCUUUGAACUCUAUGAUGAAUGGAUUCAAGCCUCAAAUAUUCAAGAUAUGGAUAAAAGACUCCAAGCCCUUUUGUGUACAUGUGAGAAACUACCAGCAGACAAUCUGAACAACUUCAGAUAUUUAAUCAAGUUCUUAGCCAAACUCACAGAGCAUCAAGACUCUAAUAAAAUGACACCAGGUAAUAUUGCAAUAGUUCUUGGACCCAACCUGCUGUGGACACAUUCAGAGGGGAACAUGACGGAAAUGAUGACCACCAUGUCCCUGCAAAUCGUUGGCAUCAUUGAGCCGAUCAUCCAGCAUGCUGACUGGUUCUUCCCUGGAGAUAUUGAGUUCAACCUGACAGGCAGUUACGGCAGCCCAGUCCACACCAACCACAACUCCAACUACAGCUCCAUGCCCUCGCCCGAUAUGGACCAGUCAGAUCGCAAACAGCAGCACGACCAGGGCCGACGCCCACUCAGCGUUGCUACUGACAACAUGAUGCUGGAAUUCUACAAGAAGGAUGGCAUUAGGAAAAUUCAAAGUGUGGGUGUCAGAGUAAUGGACACAUCGUGGGUGAAGGGCAAAAGUUCCUCUACACUGGCCCGCAAAGCUUCAUCCACACCUCCGAGCGCACAACCGCCCGGCUCUCCUGCGGACACCCUGAUCACUGAGCAGCCCGGUGAGCUGGCCACAUCUCCAAUCCCCACUCCCCCUCCUGGAGACAGGGGCAGCUCAGACGACGUGUCGCCCAAUCGGCCGGAUUCCUCACAUGUCUAUUCGUCCCACGUGGAGGAGCGGCCACCCCCUCCGUACCCUUCCUCGUCCUUGUCCUCCCAUCCCGGCCCUCACCACUUCUACCCCAAGCCCCCUCCCUGCGCUCGGCCUGUCGCCCCCGGCCCCGAGUCCCAGCCUCCCGGCUCCCCGCCUCCGCCCCUGCGCUGGGCCGGCUUCGGCCCACCCCUUCCCCAGCCCCAGCCACCCCCGUCCUCUUCCUCCUCUUCCUCCUCCUCCUCACUCGAUAUCAACUCCAACCCCAAGCCUAGCUGCCUGCACUUUCCCAAACACGGCCCCGUGUGUGACGCGCCGCAUGCCGCUCCGCCUGACGCCAAUGCCUCGCCCCUCUACAUUAAAACCCCUCUCGUGCUGACCCGCCACGACGUGUCCCUCGGAAACCCCCCUAGCCUCCCCUCCUCCGCCCCCCCGCCGUGGGCUGCCUGUCCAUGUGCCCGCGAGAGAGGACCCCCCAGGCUGACUAGCACUCUGAAGAGCAAGGAGCUCUCUCCUGUGAUUGGCCACAAGGCUGUGCAGGCGUCAGGAGCAACAGUGCCCCCUGUCAGUGGUCAGCAGAGCAACAGCCAGUCUCCCCACUCUGCCGAGCACAGCCCCCACACCUUACGCAAAGCCUCUAAGAAACUAGCCCCUGUGCCGCCCAAGGUUCCCUACGGCCAGUCUGGGGGGAUGUCAGACCAAUCCACAGGUCAGCCGUCUCCGGUUAGCCUGUCCCCCACUCCCCCAAGUACCCCCUCCCCAUACGGUUUGGGCUGUCCCCCUGGACACGCGCCCACCUCUUCCCCUGGCCAGACCCCAUUAGGGGGGCCCCAUACGUUGUCCUCACCGCCCUCUCUGACUGGUACACUCACAAAGUCCCGACCCACCCCAAAGCCCAGGCAGAGACCCAGUCUACCCCCUCCCCAGCCACCCACCGUCCCCCCUACGGCCCCCCAGCCCCUGGAGCAGGGUCUACUUGACGGAUUGUCCCCCGGGGAGAGCAUGUCCACAGCAGAUCUCUUCAGUUUGGAAAUUCCCUCCAUCAAUGUCAAUCUGGACAGCCUGUUGGACGAGUUCAGGGUGGUCCCAUGCCGGAGCUCCUUUGCCGCGGUCAGCUCUCCGGAGGGGGAGUCCGUGUCCGAGGAGGAGGGCCAAAGCACCACGCUAUGACCCCUGAGCCCACCCAGCAGCAUGCCAGCUUCACCCAGAAUCCAUCAACUCCUGCUGAGGCCCAACUGGAACCCCACCUUGGCCAAACCCUGAGUCACGGAUACUACAUGAGAGACUCGAUGAGACGCCAACCACACAACAGGUGCCAUAAAAAAAGCAACAGAAUGGAUUUCGUUCAAAUUGCCACUGGAGGAACCUGGAGUUUUGUGUUACGAUUCCUGUUUCUCUCUGAACGAUUCUGUCUGUUUCGUUUUGUUGUUGUGUUGUUGGUUUUGUUUGAUUGGGAUGUUUUUAUUUCUGCCUUAUCAGAGCUGCAAUUACAAUACAAUGCACAUAGGAAGCAGUCUGCUGACUUUAAAGAAACCUCAAACACUUUGUCUUGCUGGAGGCUUCGAACUAAGACGCACCCUCAUGGUAUGAGAGUAGGCCGUCUUUGUUUUCCCUACAGGGUCCAUGCUAUGCUCUUUAUAGAUGACUUGGUGGCAUAUAGCAUGUUUAAGUCUAAUUUUGCAAUGCUGAGGUCUUCUUUCUUGCUUUCUUUCUUUCUUUCUUUCUUUCUUUCUUUCUUACUUUCUCUCGAACCUACACUAAUCACUGCUUUAGCAAUCCAAUCCAGUUGACCUUUCGCUAAGUCCCGCCUUAAUGAUCACUGACCAAUCCGGUCUGUUGCCACCCAUUAAAUUAUCAGACAAGUGCUCAUUUCUCAUUUAAAAUGAUUAGAAAAUACACUAAACUCUUUGUUGCCUGUAGCUCAAACAGUAGAGCACAGCGCUAGCAAUGCCAAGGUCAUGGGUUCGAUUCCCAGGGUGAACAAGAUCUGAUAAAAUGUAAAUGUGUACCUUGAAUACAAGUUGCUUUGGAUAAAAGUGUCUGCCAAAUUUCAUAAAUAUAAAAAUAAAUGUUGCCUCACAAAAGAGAGAUAAUGUUUUUCACCCUUUUCCAAAUCUUGGAAGUUGGAAUGCACAUGAGGUGAAUUGAAUAAUGUGUCCUUAACGCGAACCCUGGGUAUUAAGACUUGUAUGUCUUAAUAUAAUAUAAAUGAUGUCUCUUAUUGAAAUAUGUAGUAGAAACCCAUGAAAGACUUGCUUGAUUUUAAAAAAUCCACAUCGUUUUAUACAUAUUUUGGAAUAAUGGGGUGCACCAUUAUUUUGAUGUGGUAAAAUGGUUGCACUCGGUGAGCUACUGACACUACAUGUUGCUAUUUUUAUGGCAGCACAGCUCGGAAAAUAAAAUACUGAUACAAUGACCACAGCUACUGAAAGAGCUUACAGGUGGCAAUGGAUAGAAGCGUAGGCUUAAACCCAGUGCCGUACCAUAGAUUUUUCCCCACAAUGAGUCUUAAUACCCUGGGAAUUUGAGUGAAAUUAUCACUGAGAAACUCCUUCAGUGGCUGCGGUGUCAUGGCAAGCGUCAGCAUGUUUACAUCCUGCCAGGAUGGCAUCUAGCGUUUCUUGUCUCUGCCAUUUGUAAGUUCUUUCAGUAGCUGUGGUCUACUAAAAGCCUUAAAGGCAUCAGGGCUAAAGUGGAAAGAACAAAGACGCAGGAAGUUUUAUUCGUCCACAGGCAUCUUCCCAUUCUUUUCUCCUCUUCUAAUCGCUAAGAAAGCAGUGAAGACUUGCAUUGGUUCUCUUGUUGCCCUAUGACUGAAAAUGACAACAAAAAGCCACACAAUGUGGCAUUGUAUUAGUAUUUUAUUUGCCGAGUUGUGUUGCAAUAAAAAUAGCAACAGGUAGCGGCAGUAUCUCACUGAGUGCAACCAUUUUACAUCAUCGAAAAUAAUGGCGACCCCCAUAGUCCAAAAUAUGUAUAAAAUUAUGUGGAUUUUUCAAAUAAACUACAUCUUUCAUGAGUUUCCUUCUACAUAUUUCAGUAAUAGACAUAAUUUACGUUAUAUUAAGCAAUACAAGUCUCUUUGUUUGAGUGAGCAACAGAAACUUUGGGGGCGGGGCUUAACAAAAGUUAUUCAAUUUAACAUUUUGACUGAUAUGUGCAUUUAUCUGUGAGAGAACAUUAUCAGAACUUUCUGAAAUGCACAUAAUACAGUAAUAGAAACACAGCGACAACUGUUGCAGUAAAGUGUAUUUUCUUAAAGAGCCAAAACAAUAUAAUGCAGUACCUGAAAGCAAGGUAGGAAACCCAGGGUUCCCACAGUCAUGGAAAAUAUCAGGGUAUUUAUAAUAGCAUCCCUCUAACAAAUCAUUGCAUUUUCUCUAGCCUGUAUUGUUUUUUUUUUUUUUUCUGUUCUGAAAUAUUUUUGCAAUCUCUACACUGUAAAAAGUUUUCACCAGUUUCAACUUAAAAACUGAAGUUUAGCAGCUGCCUUAAAAUUUUUAGUUAAAUAAACUUAAAAGUACAAGUCAUUUCAACUCUUAAGUUAAAUCAGCUUCAAAGUAUGUCAUUUGAACUUUAUGAUGUUUUAUUAACAAGGUUCGGGAGGAGCUCGGACAGCACACCAAAUAUGCAUUACUGUACUCCGGCUAAUUAUAUGUAAGUGUGAACUCGUGAAAUUGUAGUGAUUUGAAUUGACUUGUAGUUUAAGACAGCUGUUGAACUUAAGUUUUUAAAUUGAAACUGGUGAAAACUUUUUACAAUGAAAAUGAUAUUCAAAAUCCUUAUCUUGGAAAUGUGUUUAUAGAAGGUGUGGGAACCCUGGCAAUCUCAAUUCCUCUCCCUUUACCUGCAAAACAGAAACAUUGCUUGUGUUAAAAUGGGUCACUGCAAACACUUUCCUGCAUAAAAAGCUUUUGGCAGCCACUGCUGAGAUUCUGGUUCUGUUCUAACGCACUGCCUUGCAUUUUCUGUUGUCUUUCCGCACCCAUAUGCCCUCCAAAGUGCUUCAAACGCAGUGCCACACUUUCCCUUCUGUAUAUACCAAUACUGUAUAUAAAGAUGUGUAGAUAAGUGUCAACGAGAGGACAAAUGUAAAGGCAAAUAUGAAUUAUAUAUUCAUAAAUGUGACAUGCCAUAUUUAUCUUGUAUAGAAAUAAUGUUCUAAGUAUUAUUUUGUCCCUGAACACUUUUUGUCAGGUUCACAUAGCAAGUGAGUUUUUUGCACUUUUGUAAGCCAUGAACUAGAUGUAGAAAUACGAACGCAGACGUGGCAGAAGUUUAGCUAGAGUUACUCCCGAGAGAGAUUUUAUCCCUAAACCGACCUCAUCGAUAACAGCCUUAAUCAACAGCAUAAAUCAACAACAAACUGUAUAGCUACUUAUUAUUACUAUUAGGAAAUAUAUCAACAGAUUACACUAAGCGUAUAACAUCGGUUCAGUCUUAGCAUUGCGUAGAAUCUGUUAGAUUAUAUAAAUGACAAUACAAUGGCCCCAGAAAGUUGUUAUGUGUGGAAUCUGUGAAUAAAUGACUAAUUAACUAGUCAUUUCUUCAGUUACCUUUAAUCAACUGUAUGUAUGAGGUGAUUUCUCCACUGAUGUCAUUCAUCACAUGAACAUACUUUUUAGGGCCACUGUAUAGCAUAUCUCACCAUAAAAUCAAUGGAAAAAUAACUUGGCAGGGAUCCUUUCCAAAAAAGAUAUCAGGCCCUAAAGAUCCUUCAAAGUCUCAUUGCUUUUCCCCAGACACAUGAGAUGGCACAUUGGUUUCAUGGGUAGACAACACUGCGAGACUACUGGAUGCUGCAAUUUCUCUUGUCUGAACUUGUACAAAAAUCGCAGGACUUUAAGGUCAAACAGACAUUAGCUCACUUCUGUCCCGUGGAAGGAAUGGGCACAACGAACCGUCUCCGUUCUCAUACGAAGGACUCUACUUCCAACGGUGGAUAGCCAUGGCUCGUUUUUCUCUCUCUUUGAAUAAGCAUUAGUGUACGUCAGGGACAAAAGGACUUUUUUGCUGAAAUCUGUGAUAUGCCUCAGUGUGUGUUCUUGAUGAAAUAUAGUCUACUGAUUAUUGGUGACUGAGUUCUAGUUGUAGUGAUUACACAAUGAUAAUUGCAAGUGCCCUCACAUUCAGUAUUUAUAACCUGAAGCUAACGGCGAGUUUCGUGCGUACGUGAGGUUCCGUCUGUGCCGUUUCCCGCGGUGUUCUGUGAGGAGGCAGUCGUGUCUGUUCGAGUGUGCUGACUGAAUGUGAUUUCGCCUUUACUUCGAAGUGCACUAGAGUAAAGGCCUUAUAGCAGCUGCAAUAGACGCAUGGUUUAUUUUCUGUAUAAGCGUGACACUUUUGCUCAUCUCUCUCUGUUAGCGCUCAUAAUGAAUGCUUUUGUUGUUGUUAAUGAAGACGUGAGAGGGUUUCAUAUUCCGGUUCAAUACUGCAUCUGUUAUCACACGCUGAAAAGACACAGGUAUAUGUUAUCAUAAUGUGAUUUGUAAAUUAAGAUCAUGAGAUUAAUGUCUUUAAUUUACAGCAGGCUAUGUUUAACAUUUAUAUCCAGUAAUUUGAAGUUCAAGAAAUUGUGAAUGGAUGUAAUAGCCAUGAUGGAACUUUUUUAACCUGAUCAAUUGUACAUAACAUAAUUUUAACUGACAUUUGACCCAUACAGAAUCAGCACAGGUUAUAUUUCACCCCAAAAUCAGAAGAAAUGACGAUUAAAUGAUUAAAUCAAAUGAUUUUCAUGAUGAUUAAGCACAAUAUCAUUCCCAAAUGUCAUAAAAAAUAUAUAUUCAAAUUAUGCCACACUAUGUAGUACUUUACUUAUAACAAUAAAAAAAACUUUGUAUAUUAGUCAUUUUUAAUGUAAUGAAAAUGCAAAAAAUCUUAAAAAGAGAACAUUUUAUUUUGUAUUUUUCUUUUGAUUUUGGAGUGAAAUGCCCUGACCUAGACCUGUUGUCGUGAUGCUUUUCAUUGCAUUUUAUGCACUGAUUAUGGGAAAUCAGUACAGAAUUUGAUUGGAAAUGUGUUGAAUUCUCAUUGAGCACUGUAAGCAUCAUUAUAUAAGUCUAAAUGUAUGUUAAGCCCAACAUGUAAAAGGCAGAUAUCUGCAGGUACAGAUUCCAUGCAGGCCUACCAAUGAGUCAGAUUUGAUUCAAAAAAUUUCUCUUAUUACUUGCUUAAUAGUACAAUUACAGUACAAUUUACCUUUUCAAAAUAGGAUUUGUUAAAUAAAACAGUCAUCUAAGGCACCAUUACAAAGAUAUAAUUUGUGCUGAUACAUUUAUUUCUUAAUCUAUCAGACAUUUUCAACAUGAAAAGAAUUAAUUAUACAAAGAAGCCACAUUUUUUUUUUUUUUAAGCAGUUUUAACAGUGACAAACUGAACUUAAGACUUUUUCUCAAUACACAUAAUCUGUUUUGAACAUUUAGGUUGCUAUAUCACCCAUUUACAUCAUCCUGUGAAAGCCAGCAAGUUGCAGUGACAGAGCAUGCAUUUAAUUAUUCCCUUUAGAUAUUCACACGUGUGUUCAUUAAAACAUUAAUAGUUCAUAAAGGGAGUCACGAUGAACCAGGGAUGUGUGAACAGGUGAUUCAAAGGUGAUAAGUUGAUCAGUGCACAUUGUCCAACAAUGUACAGCCCUCUUCACCCCCGCUUACCGAACUAAUGUACAAAUCUGCCUGUAAAUCACCCUCCUCAGCUUAGCAUAUCAGUGGAAGAACACAGUCUGUACUGUGAAGCCUGCCGCAGUCCUUAUCAGAAUGUCAGAAAUACAUAGAUAUAUAUUAAACUCUACAUUUGUAAUA
This is a messenger RNA of Labeo rohita (rohu), 8805 nucleotides long. It is a transcript of the gene arhgap44a, whose product is annotated as Rho GTPase activating protein 44a. Gene Ontology annotation, cellular component: postsynaptic density; cytoplasm; leading edge membrane. The record is from RefSeq and is a predicted model, not a curated record. Gene Ontology annotation, molecular function: protein binding; GTPase activator activity. The coding region runs from base 224 to 3178 and encodes 984 amino acids. The transcript is spliced from 22 exons. Gene Ontology annotation, biological process: modification of dendritic spine; positive regulation of GTPase activity; neurotransmitter receptor transport, endosome to postsynaptic membrane. NCBI's taxonomy places the organism in Eukaryota, Metazoa, Chordata, Actinopteri, Cypriniformes, Cyprinidae.